Molecule: messenger RNA, 564 nt
Organism: Penicillium verhagenii
Lineage: Eukaryota; Fungi; Ascomycota; Eurotiomycetes; Eurotiales; Aspergillaceae
Exons: 2
Coding region: 1-564 (187 amino acids)
Source: RefSeq, a predicted model, not a curated record
AUGUCUGCCCCCGCAAACAUCACACUCAAGAACCUUGAUGGCCAGUGGGUCAUGAACCGGACCCGCUCCUCGGAAUACGACCCCCUUUUGAAGCUUCAGGGGAUCAACUGGUUGAUGCGCAAGGUGUUGAACAUGACCAACGUGGUUCUCGAGGUCAAGGAGUGGGAAGACGAAUCCGACGGCUUCACCCACAUGGACAUUGAUCUUAAGCCGACCUCGGGUCUGCCUGCCAGUCAGGAGAACAAGGUGUUUGACUUCAACGGAGUCGACUCCACCCACGCGCUUUUCGGAAAGAUCCGUGUCAGCCAAGGGUGGGCAGGUGCCCAGGAACUCAAUGAAGAGGACCAUUUCUUGAUUGAGGGAAUGGAGGAGGGCAUUGACAGCUUUGUCCACUUGAAGACCGAGCACCUUGACCACAAUGCUGUGACCCACCAAGCCUGGGGAUUUGAAGAGAUUGAGGGUGCACGAUACCACAGCAGGCACAUUGUUGGAAAGAAGGGUGAUCAGGUUGUACGCGUUAAGCUGGUCUAUGACUACCUGGGCCCUCGCUCUGACGCGGAAUAA